AUGUAUGGCCCGGAUUGGCCCAGGAACGGCGAGAUUGAUAUCAUCGAGGGCGCGAACCAGGUCACCAAGAACAUAAUCUCCGGACAUACGCAAGUCCACCGCUCCGUGUCAGCCCGUAGAGACCCAGGAUGCCGCAUCCCAGACACACCACAGGCCGCCGGCCAACCUCUCUUGCGCGACUGUGAAAGCCCAGGUACCAACAACAACGCCGGCUGCAACUACCUGCCCCCGGCGUCGCACCCGCACACCUACGGAGACUCCUUCAACGCAGUCGGCGGCGGCGUCUACGCCCUCGAAUGGACCUCUGAAGCCAUACGCAUCUGGCACUGGCCGCGGCAGAGUAUCCCGCGCGAUAUUAUCGACAAGCGGCCCGACCCCUCGACCUGGGACCUGCCGUCGGCGCUGUUUGGGACGUCAACGUGCGAGGUGGACCGGUAUUUCAAGGACAUGAGUCUCGUGAUUCAGACGAACUUCUGCGGUGAUUAUGCAGCAAACAUCUGGGGCAAAGACGGGGACACCUGCAACCAGCGGGCGCCUACUUGCGUGGAAUACGUGGCGAACAACCCCAGCGCCUUCAAAAACGCAUACUGGGAGGUCAACUUCAUCGACGUGUACGAGAUCGGCGGCGGCCAAAACACGGGUCCGGUAGAGCCCACGACGACGACGACGGUUAAGGUCACGUCCACAAUCUACACGACGGUGCCGAACCCCGCCACCAUCGUGACGAGCAUCACGCAGAACGGCACCGUGCUCGUCUCCACCACCACCAUCAACCCGGCGGGCCCGACGGCCACUGCCCCGCCGAGUCCGUCCACCGACCCCAUCGUUCCGGGGCGCGAUCCGGCGACCAUCGGCGAGUACGCGUACCUCGGCUGCUACGGCUCCGCGACCGGGUUCCAAACGUUCUCGCUCAGGGACUCGGCGGCGGAUAUGACGCUUGAGAAGUGUGUGAUGCUGUGUAGGCCUGGCAAGUAUGCCGGUGUCCGCGGAAGCGAAUGCUUUUGUGCGGGAGACCUCGACCCGGACACCAGAGCCGAGGCGGAUCGCGGGCGCUGCAACGUACCCUGUCCGGGCAACAAUACGCAACUCUGCGGCGGCACCAUCAACGUCUCGCCGGCGCCCUCGCGUCUCAUGCACCUCCACCGCCGCGCCGCGCCGGCCAACUAUCUUCUCACCCUCUACGGUCAGGUCUCGGACGAGGUGCCCGUGCCGGCGCCGCCGCUGGGCGACCCGGAGCCGCACCCGCCCUCGACCUCGACACUCGUGACGACCAUCUCGUACACCACCGUCUGCGCGACCGACGCCGCGUCUCUGGUCCUUGCGGAGCACUGCACGACGAUCCUGGUCCCGGGGUGCAAUAGGUACUGCGGCGACGGGGGCCCGGCGGCCAUCAGCGUGCCGAUGACGACGACGGUGGUCCCGUGCGAGGGGUGCGGUGUGGGCGGUGCGGAUGAAAUCACUCUGACGGUGCCGUUACGGAUCGCCGCUGUGCCGCUGACGGGGUCGGUGACGGGGUACUGGCCGACCGGUGGAUCUGCAACUUUGGCCCCGCCCGGAGGUCCGACCGGGACACCCGCUCCGUCGCCGGUUUCGGUCAGUGCCGCGGCGGACGUGAACCUUGUGUGGGCCAUGGGCCUGGGGGUCGCUAUCGCGAUGGUGCGGUUCGUGUUGAUGUUCUUUUGA
Messenger RNA from Colletotrichum higginsianum IMI 349063, 1683 nucleotides. Its product is annotated as mixed-linked glucanase. Bases 1 to 1683 code for a protein of 560 amino acids. The transcript is spliced from 6 exons. NCBI's taxonomy places the organism in Eukaryota, Fungi, Ascomycota, Sordariomycetes, Glomerellales, Glomerellaceae. Gene Ontology annotation, biological process: glucan catabolic process. The record is from RefSeq and is a predicted model, not a curated record.